Molecule: messenger RNA, 501 nt
Organism: Camellia sinensis
Lineage: Eukaryota; Viridiplantae; Streptophyta; Magnoliopsida; Ericales; Theaceae
Source: RefSeq, a predicted model, not a curated record
AUGCCUCCUCCACCUCCUCCAGUCCAAGUUGAACUGGAUAAUAAUGACAUCAUCAACCUAAUGCAAAAAUUCAUGAAAAUGAAACCACCAACUUUCUUGGGUGGCAUUGAGCCGUUGAAGGCAGAAUCAUGGCUGCUUGAAAUGGAAAAAUUAUUCGAGGUCUUCCCCUACACUGAGAUGCAAAAAGUUCUUUUAGCCACUUACACCUUAAAAGAUAAAGCCCGUAGAUGGUGGCUGUUAAUUCGAGGAAGUAAUGGGAAUAUGAUAUGGAUCCGUUUCAAUGAGAUUUUUUAUGACAAAUACUUUUCCCAAUGCUUCAGAGAUCGGAAAGUGUCCGAGUUCCAAGAACUUAAGCAAGGGAAGAUGUUUGUAGCCGAGUGUGAAGCUAAAUUCACUGAGUUGGCUAGAUUUGCUCCUCAUAUGGUCGACACGGAUUUUAAGAAAGCCCGCAAAUUUGAGGGCAGACUAGAUUUAGAUACUAGAUCGGGUGGGAGUUCUUAA